Molecule: messenger RNA, 1008 nt
Organism: Adineta ricciae
Lineage: Eukaryota; Metazoa; Rotifera; Eurotatoria; Adinetida; Adinetidae
Source: the annotation of a GenBank genome assembly
AUGAAGGCUUUCAUUGCACUCUGUUUUUUAUUCGUUUGUGUUUAUUCUUCACGAACAUUUGAUGCAACAUUAGAUUCAACAUGGGCUUUAUACAAACGUACCUAUGAAAAACAAUAUGCAUCAAGUGCAGAAGAAUCGAAACGUCGAUCAAUUUGGGAAGAUCACGUUGCUCUUAUUAAAAAACAUAAUCUUGAAGCUGAUCUUGGUUUACAUACUUAUACAUUGGGAAUGAAUAAAUAUGCUGAUUUAACUAAUCAAGAAUUCGUCAAACAAAUGAAUGGUUUUCGUCGUCCUUCAAAUCUUAGUUUUCCUCAAACUUGUGAUACAGAAUAUGUUGCUCCAUCAAACUUCAAAAGACCAGAUAGUGUUGAUUGGCGUCCAAAAGGCUACGUAACACCAAUAAAAGAUCAAGGUCAAUGUGGUUCAUGUUGGGCUUUUUCAACAGUUGCUGCACUCGAAGGACAAACCUUUGCCAAAACAGGAAAACUUAUUUCACUUUCUGAACAAAACUUAGUUGAUUGUUCAACUUCCUAUGGUAAUCAAGGAUGUAAUGGUGGUUUAAUGGACCCUUCGUUCCAAUACAUCAGAGACAAUAAAGGUAUUGACACUGAAGAUAGCUAUCCAUAUGAAGGUAAAGAUGGUAAAUGCCGAUUCAAUGCUGCAAAAGUUGGCGCUACAGAUACUGGAUGUACAGACAUUAAAGCACAGAGUGAAGAUGAUUUACAAGAUGCAAUUGCCACAGUUGGUCCAAUUUCAGUUGCUAUUGAUGCUUCGCAUACAUCAUUUCAACUCUAUAAAUCGGGUGUUUAUAUUGAACCAUUUUGUUCAGCAACACAACUUGAUCAUGCUGUUUUAGCUGUUGGUUAUGGUAAACAAGGUACACAUGAUUAUUAUAUUGUCAAAAAUUCAUGGGGCACCUCGUGGGGUAACGACGGUUACAUCUUGAUGGCUCGUAACAGAAAUAACCAAUGUGGUAUUGCUACCAAUGGUAGUUUUCCAAAAGUUUAA